AUGAAGCUCAUAGUGGGGAGCCCAGGGACAUGGAGCAUCAUGGCGCUGCGGGUGUCGCAGUGCGUCUUCGCCGCCGCAUCCGUCUGUGCCAUGGUCACUGCUUUCGGCUACUCCAACUACACAGCCUUCGCCUACAUGAGCACUGCGUUGCUCCUGCAGUUUAUAUGGGGUUUGGGCCUUACUUGUGUCGAUAUCUUCUGUAUAAGGAAUAAAAAGGAUCUUCACAGCCCGUUUAUUGUAACCGCCAUUGUCAUCGGUGACUCGAUCAUGACAAUUCUAGUUUUUGGGGGAGCCUCUGCCUCCGCGAGUGUGAUGGUUCUCUUCACGAGGGAUAUGCACAUCUGCAGGGUAUACUGGCGACUGGCAUGCAGUCAGUUCGCUCUUUCGACCGUCUUGGCGUUCAUCGUGUGCUCCUUGGAUGCUGCAUCUUCUUUCUCCGGGUUCUGGCUACUUGUUUCGUUUUUCUAG
Molecule: messenger RNA, 468 nt
Organism: Lolium rigidum
Lineage: Eukaryota; Viridiplantae; Streptophyta; Magnoliopsida; Poales; Poaceae
Product: CASP-like protein 5B3
Exons: 3
Coding region: 1-468 (155 amino acids)
Cellular component (GO): membrane
Source: RefSeq, a predicted model, not a curated record